AUUAUUAACAAUAUGUUUGUGCCACUUGAAGGAAAAGCUGCAGAUUUUAAAGACCAUACUCUGGUCAUCCCCUCUCCUGAGAGCCAUGGGGAAUCCCCAUCCCUAGGCGUCGACCUGAUGAUCAUGAAUCAUGGAUAUGCCCAUGUAGGGUACUUUGACUCAGAGCAUAUGGACCCUUUGGUAGGAAAUGAUAUUUUAAGCCAUAAAGAGCCAACUGGAGAACUGGUCCUUCAUAAUUGAGUGUAUACAAAUGUUGAAGCAAAGGUCGCACUUUUUGCCUUCAGGAGCAGUGUCCCUAAAGGAAGACUUCAGGAAUUUUCAGAUGAGAUUGAGAAAUGGUUCACAGAAGGAGGAUUCAAAAGAAUUGUUAUCUUAACGAGCACUUAUAACCCAGUUAGAAAGAUUAGAGUAUCUAAGUUCCAGAUUCCAAAGAUAUUCUAUUUCGAAAAUCCUCAUUUUGCUGCCAGUGCUUCAUUCUCUAGCUUUGUAGAAGGGCAUGAAAGAUUUGGACAUUGGAUUGAGGAAAAGAAAACAGAGUUUGAUGAACUUAAAGAUAUGCCCUCUUCUGGCCAAGGAACAAGUAUUUUCAAGAAGUUAGCUAAUAAGGAAAUGGAGGUCAUUAUCUUCACCUUGCUCUCUCUUGAAGGAGUUGAUGUACUUGGAGGCCUUGCCUACCAAAAAUUACUCCUCAAAAUUGGAGGCCAAGAGUCUAGCGAUGAAGAAAUGAUCGAUACUUCAGGAGGGAAGGGAACCGGAUCAGAGGAGGCUCUUGACGAAUACCAGAUUCAACUAGAGGGAUCAGAGACAUUGAGAAAGUUGUUUAGCGAAGAGCUGGGCCUUAAGGUCCCAUUCUACUGGAAAGACAUCUACGUCUAG
Messenger RNA from Moneuplotes crassus, 876 nucleotides. The record is from the annotation of a GenBank genome assembly. Lineage: Eukaryota; Ciliophora; Spirotrichea; Euplotida; Euplotidae.